Molecule: messenger RNA, 1211 nt
Organism: Abrus precatorius (Indian licorice)
Lineage: Eukaryota; Viridiplantae; Streptophyta; Magnoliopsida; Fabales; Fabaceae
Exons: 6
Coding region: 366-977 (203 amino acids)
Source: RefSeq, a predicted model, not a curated record
UCUGUUCUUAGAUUGGACCGCAAUCAACGUUUAUUGUUCAUUCUAGGCUGAACCGGAAACAUGAUACGUAACAUCUUCGUCAAUCAAAUUGGCCAUGUCACUGCGUGGAAUAGCAUAAUUGGUAGCAUCAAAACAUUAAAUUAGAAGAAUUUAGUGGAGAAAAUGGCCUCAAAGACCAUUGACUUUAGCACAAGUUCCUAUGUUCAAAUAGUUUCCUGUUUCAAAACUGUGUAUUAGAUUCAUGUGCCCAAAUGUUAGAUAGCCACGAUCUCCUUCCUAGAUUAUCCUUUUUAAGUUAGAAUCCAUUUUUAUCCGUGUCAUUGUGACCCUCUCUCUCUCACAAACACACACCCCGUUAGAGUUAGAUGGCCUUCGCAAGUGUCAUUGCAUUUCUGCUUCUCCAAACUCUUACAGCUAGAAGUGAUUUCCUAUCUCCUCUGCUCUCUCCAUUAUAUGAGGAUGUCUGUAAAGAAGUGGAAUGUGGAAAGGGAACUUGCAAGCCUUCUAAGAAUAGAACUCUCUUAUUUGAAUGCGAUUGCGAUCCAGGUUGGAAGCAAGCUCUUUCUGCUCAUGAUCCUGGCUUCAACUUUCUUCCUUGCAUAGUUCCCAAUUGUACUCUGAACUACUCCUGCUCCCAGGCCCCUGCUCCUGUUCAACAAAAGGAAAGAAAAGCCAAUGAGUCAAUCUUUGAUGCUUGCCACUGGAUUGAUUGUGGAGGUGGCUCAUGCAACAAGACAUCCUUAUUCUCUUAUAGUUGCAAGUGUGAUGCUGGCUAUUUCAAUCUUCUCAAUGCCACUUCCUUACCUUGCUUCAGAGAAUGUGCUCUUGGUUUGGGUUGCUCUAACCUUGGAAUAUCAAUGACAAACUCAUCCACCGCUUCACCAACAAUGAAUGAAAAUGAUAGCUUGAUUUUAAGAGGAAGCUCUCCUUGGCUGCUCGUGCUGAUUAUAUUCAUAGCCAAUAUACCGUUGCAGUAGGAAAUUCGUGAAAACUGGAUGUUCUUAGUAAUAUAGGGCAGCAGAGAGUUCAAUAUCGUUACAAUUAAGCACCAUUAUAUUGCAAAGAAAUGAGAUUACGAGUUUUGACACCUGCAACUCUCGUGUAUUUGUCUUAGUAUUUCAUUAUCUUUGUACAAAAUAUAAAAGAAAACAUACCUCUGUAGUCUUGUUUCUGUCUAUGAUCAUAGCCAAAAUAAACUAUACUUUGUCUUG